AUGAAGAGAGGAAUACUAGAACGCUUGGAUGCUGGUGAGGUGGUUAUCGGUGAUGGAGGUUACGUGUUGCAGCUCGAAAGGCGGGGUUACGUGAAAGCUGGCCACUGGACACCGGAGGCGGUCGUUGAGCACCCCGAAGCGGUGAGACAGCUUCACAGGGAAUUCCUGAGGGCUGGGGCUGAUGUUUUGGAGACUUUUACCUUUUACUCCAGUGAUGAUAAACUGGAGAUAAGCGGCAAUGUCACCAAUAUCACGGGGGAACAAAUAAAUGAAGCUGCCUGUGAUCUGGCCAGGGAAGUGGCCAAUGAGGGGAAUGCGCUGGUUGCAGGUUCAGUGUCCCAAACUCCGUGCUAUGUUAACAGUCGCAAUGAGGAAGAGGUGAAGGCUAUCUUCAAGAAGCAGCUGGAUGUUUUCAUGAAGAAGGAUAUUGAUUUUCUGAUUGCGGAGUUUUUUGCACAUGGCGAAGAGGCGGUGUGGGCGGUGCAGGUACUGAAGACUUCUGGGAAGCCUGUAGCCGCCACACUGUGCAUCUCUCCAGAGGGCGACUUGAAUGGAGUCAGCCCUGGAGACUGUGCCGUCAGGCUGGUCCAAGCUGGUGCACAGAUCGUUGGCGUCAACUGCCACUUGGAUCCUACGUGUUGUUUGAAAACGGUGAAGUUAAUGAAGAAGGGACUGGAGGAAGCCCAUCUGAAAGCCCAUUUGAUGAUCCAGCCUUUGGGCUUCCAUACGCCAGAGUGCAACCACAGGGGCUAUACUAGCCUCCCAGAGUACCCAUUUUCACUGGAGAGUAGAGCGAUGAACCGUUGGGACAUGCAGAAAUAUGCCAGAGAGGCCUACAACGCCGGCAUACGCUACAUCGGAGGAUGCUGUGGUUUUGAACCCUACCACAUCCGAGCUUUGGCUGAAGAGUUGGAACCAGAGAGGGGUUUCUUACCCCCUGCCUCUCAGAAGCAUGGUCUUUGGGGAAGUGCACUGGCAACACACCACAAACCCUGGGUUAAAGCAAAGUCCAAUCGUCAAUACUGGGAAAACCUUCGUCCGGCAUCAGGGCGACCCUUGUGCCCUUCAAUGGCGACCCCCGAGGCUUGACCACAGACCCUGAUAUUUGACCACAGACAUGAAUGAAGACCGGCAAAACCUUGUCUGUGAGAGUCUCUUUUCCAGAUAUCUGUCUCUUUCUAUCAGUGUAUCAUGUAUGGAAACACUUUGGAGAAAUGAAAACAACAUAACAAAUGGUCUCUCUCUGUUUUUUUCCUUUACAGUUGUUUGGAUUUCAAUUAGUGAUGUGUAUACAGUAGUUUGUGUAUUUGAACCACAUCCAGAAUAUGCAUAGGAACUGAAACUGCUUUACAGAUUUUUCUAUAUCAGUUGUUUAAGAAGAUUACAUGUCCUUAUUCCACUGCACAUUGUUAGAUGUAAGGUUAACAAUGUUUUUGUCACAAUUCUGUCCUCACUUACCCCCUCUGCUGGUCUUUUGUUGUUCUGUUUUCUUUGGUUUACACGGUGUCCUGA
This is a messenger RNA of Chanos chanos (milkfish), 1512 nucleotides long. Its product is annotated as betaine--homocysteine S-methyltransferase 1-like. Lineage: Eukaryota; Metazoa; Chordata; Actinopteri; Gonorynchiformes; Chanidae. Bases 1 to 1089 code for a protein of 362 amino acids. The transcript has 8 exons. Gene Ontology annotation, molecular function: zinc ion binding; betaine-homocysteine S-methyltransferase activity. Gene Ontology annotation, cellular component: cytosol. The record is from RefSeq and is a predicted model, not a curated record. Gene Ontology annotation, biological process: L-methionine salvage.